ACGUAUACAAAUGCAGAGACCAGAACACGGACAAGCUGUUAGCUUCUUCCAUGGAGGCCAGCAACUGCUCCAUUGCACUGGAAACGGCAGGCCAUGCUGCCGGUGCAUACGGCACAGGCGUACUGGCUCUGCUGCUCUUGUCUUCGCUGACUCUGAUCGGCGCGUUCCUGGUGUACUUCUACGCGCCAUUCUGGGCAGUGAGGAAGGUGCCGGGGCCUCCGACGAGGUUCCCCCUCGGCCAUCUCCAUCUUCUCGCCAAGAACGGCCCGGACGUCCUCCGCGCCAUCGCCAAGGAGCACGGCCCGAUCUUCAGGUUCCACAUGGGGAGGCAGCCGCUGGUGAUGGUGGCGAACGCGGAGCUGUGCAAGGAGGUGGGGAUCAAGAAGUUCAAGGACAUCCGGAACCGGAGCACCCCGCCGCCGACCGUCGGGUCGCUGCACCAGGACGCGCUCUUCCUCACCCGGGACUCCACCUGGUCCUCCAUGAGGAACACCGUCAUCCCGCUCUACCAGCCGGCGCGCCUCGCCGGGCUCGUCCCCACCAUGCAGUCCUACGUCGACGCCCUCGCGGACAGCGUCGCCGCCUGCCCGGACCAGGACUGCGUCCCCUUCUGCCAGCUCUCCCUGCGCAUGGCCAUCGACAUCAUCGGCAAGACGGCCUUCGGCAUUGAGUUCGGCCUGAUCCGCAGCAAGGCCGAGGACGGCGGCGGCGAUGACGACGUGAGGGAGCUGCUGGAGGAGUACAAGAGGUCCAUGGAGUUCAUCAAGAUGGACCUGUCGAGCUCGCUGUCCACCAUCCUCGGGCUCUUCCUCCCGUGUGCCCAGACGCCUUGCAAGCGGCUGCUGCGCCGGGUGCCCGGCACCGCGGACUACAAGAUGGAGGAGAACGAGCGCCGUCUGUGCCGCCGCAUCGACGCCAUCAUCGCUGGCCGGCGCAGGGACCGCGGCGACGAAAAGAGCAGCAGCUCCUCCUCCCCGGCCGCCGCGCUGGACUUCAUCGCAGCGCUGCUGGACGCCAGGGAAAGCGGCGCCAGGGAAUCGGUGUUGGAGGACCGACACGUCCGCGCGCUGGCGUACGAGCACCUGAUCGCCGGGACCAAGACGACCGCAUUCACGGUGUCAUCGGUGGUGUACCUAGUGUCAUGUCACCCGCGCGUGGAGGAGAAGCUGCUCGCCGAAGUGGACACGUUCGACCUCGACAGCGGACGCGCACCCGACGCCGACGACCUCCAGAGCAGGUUCCCCUACCUGGACCUGGUCAUCAAGGAGGCCAUGAGGUACCACCUCGUCUCGCCGCUCAUCGCCAGGGAGACCUCCGAGCAGGUGGAGAUCGGCGGGUACCUCCUCCCCAAGGGCACCUGCGUGUGGCUGGCGCCGGGGGUGCUGGCACGCGACGCGCGGCAGUUCCCGGAGCCCGAGGAGUUCAGGCCGGAGCGGUUCGCCGCGGACGGGGAGGAGGAGCGGGCGCGGCACCCGUACGCGCACAUCCCGUUCGGCAUCGGCCCCAGGGCGUGCGUCGGCCACAGGUUCGCGCUGCAGCAGGUGAAGCUCGCCGUGGUGCACCUCUACCGGCGCUACGUCUUCCGACACUCCCCGGCCAUGGAGUCGCCCAUCCAGUUCGACUUCGACCUCGUCCUCGGCUUCCGACACGGCGUCAAGCUCAGGGCCAUCACCAGGACCAGGGACUGAUCGACAUGCCCUGAAUUGUCAUCCACGAGCGCAUAUAUAGACAUGGUACAAUAGCUUGUACACAUAGUAUGGUGUGUGAGUGUGACUGAAUUUACUACUUGCUCCGAUCUAUAAUAAGUGUCAGUGUUUUCGUUCAAAGGUACCCAACACUUAUUAUGGAUCAGAGGGAGGGAGUGCAAGAGCAUGUUGGGAAAUGUCGUGUGAUUAAGCUAUUAAUAGUCUGAUUUAAUA
Lolium rigidum is the source of this 1919-nucleotide messenger RNA. RefSeq names its product cytochrome P450 711A1-like. The transcript has 3 exons. The coding region runs from base 51 to 1688 and encodes 545 amino acids. The record is from RefSeq and is a predicted model, not a curated record. Gene Ontology annotation, molecular function: monooxygenase activity; oxidoreductase activity, acting on paired donors, with incorporation or reduction of molecular oxygen; iron ion binding. NCBI's taxonomy places the organism in Eukaryota, Viridiplantae, Streptophyta, Magnoliopsida, Poales, Poaceae.